Populus euphratica (Euphrates poplar) is the source of this 340-nucleotide messenger RNA. RefSeq names its product exocyst complex component EXO84C-like. The record is from RefSeq and is a predicted model, not a curated record. NCBI's taxonomy places the organism in Eukaryota, Viridiplantae, Streptophyta, Magnoliopsida, Malpighiales, Salicaceae.
UUGCUCGAGCAAUCAGGACCUUCUCAGCUAGAGGCAUGGACCCACAAAGGUACUCACAGUUCAUUUCCACUGAAUACUGCUAUUCUUCCUGGCAAUUAUUUUUCCAACUUUUUUCUGCAGAAUGCACUUCCUGAGGAUGAAUGGUUUGUUGAAACUGCAAAGACAGCCAUCAAUAAACUUCUGUUAGGAACAUCUAGGUCAGACAUCUGAGAUAACGAGGACCAUAUUAUCCUACAUGACGAGAUGGCCUCCGACUCCAACGACACUGUUUUUUCCCUUUCAUCAGUAGAAUCAUUUGAAUCUUUUGCUUCUACAAGAUGAGCAAGGCCCUCAUUGGUUA